GGAGAAUCAGUUUUAAGAAGAAGCAAAAUUAAGCAAUUCCGAAGAAGUUGGGGAUUCUAAAACUUUCUUGAACUCGUAGAGAUCAUAUUCAGAAAGAUGGGAAGAAAUUUAACGAAGUUGGUGUUUCUCGUUUUCUUGCUUCGUCUCUUGAUCUCCUCUUCGUGCGGUGAAUCAUUUAACUCAGAUGAGACGAGAGUAUGCAUUUCUAAAGGAGGAAGAUUUCUGCCAUACGAAACUCCUAUGCCUUCUUCUCUUGAAUUUAAAGAUCUUAACCUGUGUAACGUGUUCCAUGGGAAGACUUGUUGCUCUGCUUCAACUAUGCACUCUGCUUCAUUAGCUCUCGAAAAUCUGGCUACUUAUGGAGAAGCUACUAAAGAUUGCUUGGAUUUGUUUGAGCUGUUGGAAUGUUCAAUCUAUCAGCCAGAUGUUGGGAUUCAGUCAGAACCUCUUCGCAUUUGUGCUUCGUUUUGCGACAGAGUCUUUGAAGCUUGCUCAGAUGCUUACUUUCGUAGAAAUGCCAGUAAUCAGGUUAUAGUCCCGUGUGGAGCAAGCGAAGGUACUAUCAUCUGCGGGAAAGCUUCUAAAUGGGAGUCUAGUGGCACAGCUUUCUGCUAUGCACUGGGUUUCACUGUUCAAACAGCUGGUGAUCUUACAGAAGAGCCUUGUUACGGAAGCAAAUCAAGUUUAGAGCCAGUGGUGGAAUCAUUCAUAAAGACUGAGACUUUUGCGUGGUUUCAAGAUCUUCAGAAACUGGUUAGAGAGAUGACACUGGUUCAACAGAUUUCUUGGGUAGUAACACUUUUUCUAAUAGGAACAACGGUCUUUAACAGGCGGCGUUAUCAGCAAGAGAUACAAGCUAUGAUUGAGAGGGAUGCGAGAAGAUUGAUGGGGAACAUGAAUGGGAAUGCCUAAAAUAAGAUGAUCCCUUUUUGAGUUCUUUAGCAUAUAGCAUUCAAACCUAUAAAAAAGUUUUGUAAGAAUAUUGAGUCUGAUAUUUCAUUGCUAUAUUUGGGUGUUAGACC
Arabidopsis lyrata subsp. lyrata is the source of this 1022-nucleotide messenger RNA. RefSeq lists its product as uncharacterized. The transcript has 4 exons. NCBI's taxonomy places the organism in Eukaryota, Viridiplantae, Streptophyta, Magnoliopsida, Brassicales, Brassicaceae. Gene Ontology annotation, molecular function: protein binding. The coding region runs from base 97 to 912 and encodes 271 amino acids. The record is from RefSeq and is a predicted model, not a curated record.